This is a messenger RNA of Drosophila grimshawi, 934 nucleotides long. RefSeq lists its product as uncharacterized. Gene Ontology annotation, biological process: transcription elongation by RNA polymerase II. Lineage: Eukaryota; Metazoa; Arthropoda; Insecta; Diptera; Drosophilidae. The record is from RefSeq and is a predicted model, not a curated record. The transcript is spliced from 3 exons. Gene Ontology annotation, cellular component: Cdc73/Paf1 complex. The coding region runs from base 88 to 819 and encodes 243 amino acids.
CACUGGUCUAGUUGCUCAGCAAGCACCUGUCACCUGCCAAACAACGUGAGAAAGCAUUUAGUCUGAUUCAGCUUAAUUAUUGGCAAGAUGGCUGCAAGUAAAGCUAAUGGAGAAUCGAAUAAAUUGGAUGCAAAACUCACCCCGCUUAUCUGCCCCAUUACGUACAGUGCUCAGCUACCCGUUCCUGAAAUUGGCUGCAAGUUUUUGCCUUGUGCCAAAACUCUGUUGGACUAUACGGAAAAGCCCAUUUCUUUUCCUGAGCUGGAGUCGCAAUAUAGUCAACAGUUUAAGGGUCUUCACAUGCUUCUUGAUAUCGAUUUGCUCAACCUGAAUGCCUACGAACAGAGUGCUGGGGGGCCAACCGAAAUGGAUCCCAGGGAUGCAGCCCUCCUGGCUGACAUUGAGCCACUGACUGUGACAAACAAAAUGCCAAAGGCUUUCAAUAGCAUUCCCAAAGGCGCUCGGGAGUGUCCCGCCCCAGGCUCACAGCGAAUGCAGCCAGAUUCACUGCCUCCAGAUCUGGGCUUGCUCAUGCACAAGCUAAAAGCAGCCUCGGACAGCCACGCCCUACCCGUUCUCGUGUCGCCCAUUGCUCCCUCAAAUGGGACGCUGCAGAUGAAAUUUGGUGUUGCGCCAAGCAACAAGCGACUGAUGAAGGCCAACGCCAACGAGGAUUUUGAAUCCCUGCCUCAGCAUUUUAAGGAAAAGGUUAAACAAGGCCUGCCACCAUCUUUAAUGCCCGAGGAACAUAACGCUGAACGAGAAGACCAAAAAUCCAAAAAGCAUAUCAAGGUCAAACGUGCCAAGGAUAAGAAAUAAACCAAGAAAUUGGAGUAACAAUUCAUAUUGUGGCAUUAAACGCGAAUAUGUAAAAUAAUGCAAUAUUCAAUUGUACCUAUUUAUCGGAUUUGCUGUGCAUCAUUUCUAUUAAAAA